CAAUUUUCAGAGCUUAUCAUAACAAUUGAAAGGCUUACCAUUGUACUCUUGUAACCUUUGACCCUUAAGGUUGACAAUUCGUCACUUGUCUAUUUUUGGAUAUGUUGAGCCAUAGUGGGAGAUUGUUAUAACAGAAGCGCAUCUUUGAAACUGAAAUCAGAAGGAUACAAAAGUAAAAAGUGUCUAAAACUAUGGCCCAUUGGGUGACAAAGGUCACAUUAAUGUGCCUAUUGGCUACAUGUGUAUUGUCCAACAAACCAAGACGAAGACAGAAUCGUGGAUCUAUUCUACCAGUUCCAUAUUAUCAAGCGCAACAGCCUGCAGGAAUCCUUGGUGGCCUAAUAACAAAAACCAUACCAGUGAUUGUUACUGCACCAGUCAGCCAGGUUGCAGUGGAAUCGACAAUUCUGGCAUUGACAUGUGAAGCAACAGGAAGUCCAAAACCUCGAAUUUCUUGGGAGAGAAAUGAGAAAGAGGUUUCUAAAAAUCGGUUUGAGAUUUCACACUACACAGAAAAAGAUAGAGUUGGUUCUGUGCUGUGGGUUGAACAAAUUAAAUCAAGAAAGGGAACACCAAUUGAUUUCACCUGUGUUGCAAGCAAUCAACUUGGACAAAUUUCAGCUGCUGCAAGAAUUGAGAUUGUAACAGAUGAGAGAAAACCAAGAGGAUUUCCGUUUAUUUCAAUUCCACCCUCUAUAAGAUCAGUGGCAAAAGGAGAAGAUGCAGCUCUGAUAUGCUCAGCUACUGGCACCCCUCCACCGACAAUUUAUUGGUACAAGGACUUCAAAAGAUUACCCAUUGAUGGAAAACAUGUCUCACUAACACCGACAGGAACAAUCAACAUAAGAGAGUGUAAUUACACUGAUCAUGGCAAAUAUCAUUGUGCUGCAGAAAACAGUCAUGGAGUAUCAAUUUCCAAACCUGCUACUUUGUAUGUGCGAGAGCGUUCCUUCCCACCAAAGUUUUCCAUCUCCCCAUAUCGUCAAUAUGACGUACCAGUCGGGCAAGGUGUCAAUGUUACUUGUGUGGCCGUUGGUGGACCAAUGCCAAAAGUAAAGUGGCAGAAAGAGACGAAGAAUGGUCCAGUUGAUGUUGUACCGGAAGAUGGACCAUCAGAAGCAGUUGGGAAGUUAGUUCUGCAGUUGAAAAAUGUCAGAGAAUCAGCAAAUUAUACUUGUGUUGGGACUUCCUCGAUAGAUACAAUCAAAUUUACAACAUUUAUUCGUGUUCGAUCUUUUCCUAAGCCACCUAUUGCCCUUGAACAAGCUGACGUUCCAACCACAAGUACAGCUCUUAUAUCGUGGAAAAAAGGAAGUUCUGAUCCUGUCACAUCUUAUACUGUUUAUUAUAAAGAACAGUCAAAACCAGAUCAACCUUAUUUUAUUGUAGAUGGAGUUGGAUCAACUAGGUACCUUCUGGUUGACUUGAAACCAUAUACUUGGUAUGAAGUUCGUGUAUCAGGAACCAAUGAUUUGGGUGAAGGACAGAAAUGUGAAGCUCUUUCUAUACAGACUGCUGAGAAAGAACCCACCAGUCCACCUGAGUCAAUCAAUGCCUAUCUGCAAAGUGUCAGUUCGAUUGUAGUAGUUUGGGAGCCUCCACUAGAACCAAAUGGUGCAAUAUCUGCUUAUCGUAUCUAUCAUACCAGUGAUGUUACUUUACCUUUGGAAGAAUGGAUGGAAAACGAAGCAGCAGGUAAUGAACGAGGAACAGUUAUUCAUGGAUUAGUUACCGAUACUACAUAUACCAUUUGUGUCUCUGCUGUCAAUUACCAAGGCGAAGGUCCGCUGACUAAAAGAAUCACAGUUAAAACAACGAAAGGAGUCCCACCUCAGCCUCGUAACAUUGAAGGUGAAUCAGAAUCUCCUGACAGAAUCACGUUGAAGUGGGAAAGGCCGCAGGUUGGCCAGGGACCUGGCGGCGAUACACAGCCUGAUAUCACUACUUACUUGCUGGCAUAUAAUUGUUCUGCACAUGGAUGUGAGACUCGAAUGAAAAAACUCACCAUACCACCAAAAGAAUCAUUUACUUUGACAAAUUUAAAACCAAACACUGUAUAUGACAUUAAACUUGCUGCACAAAAUAUCCAUGGAUUAGGAUCUUUCACCCAACCCUUGUCAAUUAAGACUCGUGAAGAUGAACCCUCUGCCCCUCCACUAAAAGUCACUGGACGGGCGAUCGACUCCCAAAGAAUUGCCGUAACCUGGGUUCCUCCAGCAAAAGAAAAUCAUAAUGGUGCCCUUACUGGGUAUAUCAUCUACUACUACCCCAACCCCCAACAAAAAGGCACACUUUCCCAUACCCUAUCAGAAGAACCGAGCCAGAAAGCUGUUCGAGUGAAUUCUGACGGCAGCAUUGCAGUCAUCAAUCAACUGACGCCAUACACUGAAUAUAUAAUUUGGAUGACGGUGUCGAACUCAGUUGGCGAAGGGCCGUCCAGCCCUAAAAUCAGAGUUGUAACCCAUGAAUCUACACCAUCGGGUCCACCGCGACAUGUCACGGCUGAGUCGAUAAACUCAACAUCAAUUUAUUUGAAAUGGGGACCUCCGGGUUCAAAACAAAGAAAUGGAGAGAUCACUGGAUAUGAGAUUACUUAUGGUUCUUCUGAUAAAAAUGGACAAAAUGUCGGAAAUGUUAAAAACGUACAAGUUCGUCUUGGUGCUUUGACUGAAUUAAAGGAGAGUGAAGCCAGAACAGUGGCUCAUAUGAUAACAGACUUAGAAAUGGACAUGUAUUACUCAAUACAAAUAGCUGGAGCAACAUCUAAAGGACCAGGAGAAAAGAGUGAUCCACUUAUUGUGAAAACCAGAGGGGCAGCUCCAUCAAAGCCCAAAUUAUCUGUUACAAAGAGUGAUGGAAAAACAAAGCUGUCAUGGGCACCUCCUGAUACUCCUAAUGGAAAAUUGAUUAAUUACGUCUUGAAUUAUGGACGAAAAGAAACUCAAAACGGUAAAGUUCUCGGAUGGGAAACAUUGAAAUUUUCAGCAGAUGCUCGAACUAGAUAUUAUUAUCCAACUAAGGUUUAUCCAGGGUGGAGUUAUGAGUUUAGAAUGGCUGCUGAGAAUGAAGAAGGUGUUGGUACAGAAGAUAUUGCUCAACUUACGUUGGCCUCACAGAAACCUGCCGAUGGUCCCAGAAACUUAACAGCAGUUCCAGCUCGUACUAAACUUAAACCUCUUGCUAGCGGUGAGCUGCCUCUCGCUUUUAUGAUCACUUGGGAUCCACUGAGCUUAGAUAGAAGCAAUGGAAAAGUUACGCAAUACGCUCUCUACUGGAAUAAUGAAGCAACAGUAGAAACAGUAUCGAGCACAGAAUAUGAGAGAAUUUUAAUCUCUGAUGGGAAAACUUCAUAUUUGUUUGAUGAUCUCAGACCAGAGGAAAAAUAUACAUUCAAGAUUGCUGCCAUCAACUCUGCUGGUGAAGGACCUCAGUCACCAGCAUUGAUUGCUGAAGUAAAAGAAGGAGAGAGAAUUCACGUCGAUAAUUUGAAGAAUCUUGCUAUCAUAGAAAUAUCAUCUUCUGCAGUAUGGCUACAAUGGGAACUUCCUAAAACAUUCACAGAUAAUAUGAGAUACAUGGUUAAAUAUGAAAGUCUUGUGAGAUCUCGUGCAUUACCUGGAGUUCAUAAGAUCAGAGAUGCCUCAACAUUGAAAGCUCAUAUCACCGGUCUAAAACCUGACACUCCUUAUAAUUUCACCAUCGUUCCUGACAUGAUAGAAGCAAGUACUUCGCAAGUAGCAUCAGUGACAGCACAGACUGUGACUCCUGAUCUUCCAGUAUCUCCUCGUAUAUCUGAUGUUACGAGCAAUGGUACUGUACAGAUCUUACUAACAAGAGCAACUGCCUUCAGAAAAGUGAAAAAAUACCAGCUGGUCAUUGUACCACUUAUCAAAAGUCCAACUGGUGAAAUGGUUGCUCCAAUGAAACCAGAUGAAAUUGGAAUGAGUGUUUUACGAUUGAAUUCUUUAACAAUGAGAAGACGAAGAAGAAAGAGAGAGGUAUCUGAUAGUCGUCCAUACAUCACUGCUGAAUUCCCAACUCUCUCACAACUACUUUUCACGAUUGGUGAUGGACUCAAUGUUGGCGGAUACAUCAAUAAACCAUUAGAAAAGGGAAAAUCUUACAAAGCUUUCUUGAGAGUUCAAAUGACAGCACCGGUACGUUCAUUCACAACUAGCGAUUAUUCAAGCACAUUCACUGUUCCUGCUGGUAAAGCGCAAGAUACUGAUGAACCUGUAUCUGACUCCACUUCCAAACCUACAGAAACUGCAGAAGUAGUGACGGCUUCUUUAUUUGAUCAACUGUGGAUUAUCGGACCGAUCGCUGGAGGAAUUCUAAUUAUACUAAUUGUCGUACUCUUCAUCUUAUUGAGAAGAAAAAAAUCGAAGAGUCCACAACAGCCAGUAAAAUAUACAGCUCCUAUCAGCAAACAAGUAACAUCCCAUGUUGAUCCUGUGGAAAUGAGAAGAAUGAACUGCCAGACUCCAGGCAUGAUAAACCAUCCACCGAUUUCAAUAACUGAAUUUGAAGCUCAUAUUGAAAGAUUGAAAGCAAAUGACAAUCUCAAGUUCUCACAAGAAUAUGACUCGAUCGACCCUGGCCAAGCAUUCACUUGGGAUCAUUCAAAUAUGGAAGUGAACAAACCAAAGAAUAGAUAUGCAAACGUUAUUGCAUAUGAUCAUUCGAGAGUUAUUUUGUCACCAAUAGACGGAGUUCCUGGAUCAGAUUAUAUCAACGCUAACUAUCAUAGCGGUUACAGACGUCAGAAUGCGUAUAUUGCUACUCAAGGACCAACAGUUGAUACAGCAGGUGAUUUCUGGAGAAUGGUUUGGGAACAAAGAAGUUCUUCCGUUGUUAUGAUGACGAAAUGUGAGGAAAGAGGAAAGGUUAAAUGUGAUCAAUAUUGGCCGGCAACAGGUAGCGAGACUUAUGGUUUGAUGCAAGUCACGUUAUUGGAUGAAAUUGAACUUGCUACUUAUUGCAUUAGAUGCUUUGCUCUUCAUAAGAAUGGUCUCAGUGAACGUCGUGAAGUUCGACACUUCCAAUUUACAGCAUGGCCUGAUCAUGGUGUACCUGAGCAUGCAACACCUGUACUCAAUUUCAUGAGAAGAGUAAAAGCCUCCAACCCAGCAGAUGCUGGUCCAGUCGUUGUCCAUUGCAGUGCUGGUGUUGGUCGAGCUGGAUGUUUCAUUUGCAUUGAUGUUGUUUUGGAAAGAAUCAAGAACGAAAAAGUUGUCGAUGUUUAUGGACAAGUUACUUGUAUGAGAGCUGAGAGAAAUUACAUGGUCCAAACAGAAGACCAAUACAUUUUCAUACAUGAUGCUCUCAUGGAAGCAAUAUCAUGUGGAAACACUGAACUGCCAGCAAGAAAUUUAUAUGCUCAUUUGCAUAAACUUACCAAUACUGAUACUGGAGAGAAUGUGACAGGAAUGGAACUUGAAUUCAAGCGUUUAGCAAGUCAUAAAUCUCCAUCUUCGCGUUUUGUGAGUGCGAAUAUGCCGUGCAACAAAUUCAAAAAUAGAUUAGUCAAUAUUCUUCCAUAUGAGGGCACCAGAGUGUGUUUACAACCAAUUCGCGGAGUUGAAGGAUCUGAUUACAUCAAUGCCAGCUUCAUUGAUGGAUACCGUGAUCGACAAGCCUAUGUUGCAACACAAGGUCCAUUGCCUGAAACUACAGAAGAUUUCUGGAGAAUGUUGUGGGAACAUAAUUCUACUAUUGUCGUUAUGCUGACUAAACUGAGAGAGAUGGGACGGGACAAAUGCCAUCAAUAUUGGCCUGCAGAAAGAUCAGCAAGAUAUCAGUACUUUGUUGUUGAUCCAAUGUCUGAAUACAGCAUGCAUCAGUAUAUACUGAGAGAAUUUAAGGUGACAGAUGCAAGAGAUGGACAAUCUAGAACAGUUCGUCAGUUCCAGUUCACAGACUGGCCAGAACAAGGAGUUCCUAAAUCUGGAGAAGGAUUUAUUGACUUUAUAGGACAGGUUCACAAAACGAAGGAACAAUUUGGUCAAGAAGGUCCAAUCACCAUACAUUGCAGUGCAGGUGUAGGAAGAACUGGAGUUUUCAUCACAUUGAGUAUUGCUUUGGAGAGAAUGAGAUAUGAAGGAGUUGUAGAUAUGUUCCAGACGGUAAAAAUGCUUCGAACGCAACGUCCAGCCAUGGUUCAAACUGAAGAUCAAUAUCAAUUCUGUUAUCGAGCUGCGUUAGAAUAUCUCGGCUCUUUUGAUCACUAUUCUACAAAUCCUUGAUCAAUUGAGAUAAAUCCAAUUCUGGACUGCAGUUGAGAUAAAAACCUGUCGAGCGCCAAUUUGAACUGAGUAUGAGAAAUCACCAUUUACAGAAUUCUUGUUUGCUUACAAUUUGGCGAACCCUUAAAUAUAUGGCACUUUUUUAACAAACUCAUUUUAUUGUCUUCCAUAGUAUAGUACUACUUCAAACCAAAAUUUGAAAGUGAUGCUAAGGAACUUUCCUAUAGACAUCGUCCUUGGUAGAAUGAAUCUGGCCACUGUCAUAAUCUCAUGGCUACUUUUAUGUUUAACAGUAUUUUUUGAUAUUUCUUUCAAUGUUUUUACCCAGUAAAGCGGGUUAUAUUGAAAUCAAGUGCUCUAGUGAAAACUAUCAAUAGUUGUAUCCGUUUUGCUCAACUGUAAAUGAAACACCUUUCAUGUGUGAUCCGGCUGAUACCUAUUAUAACAGUUUUUAACUACUUACUUCUGACGAUAACUUCAUGUUAUUCAUGCCACCACUCUGUAUUAUUGGGAGGCUGAUUUUCAGUCACCACUAUUUAGGUUUUAAUACUAUUUGUGAAUGUUUUUCUUACUUCCAUUUUUGAUUCUAUUUUACCUUAUUAAUAUCAAUUUUACGCUUUUUAUUGCUGUCUAGCAUGUAAAUACAAUUUGUCCUUUAUAUAGUUUGCGGUGACUAAACGCAUUAUUGCGUCAUAAUAUGUUCAGUGUUGAUCAUUUAGUUUUGAUUUCAUUCGACAAAUCUUCUAAAUGCUUCGUAGGUUGUAACAUCCAAUCAUUUGCUGACCAUUUUGCCUUGAUUGUAAAUGAUUGACUUAAAUUUGGAUUAUAGGGAUUUGUUGGAGAGCCUUUGAGAUUUUAUUAACUAUCAAUUUUAUGUGUUUUCAAAGUUGUGUGGAUAAUAAGUUAAUUAAAUGAGCUCAAUUCCACAGUUUCCCACUAUAAUUUCCCUGUUUUUAUCAAAAAUUAGUAGUGUUUUUACAAUUCCUAUCUAUAUGUAAUGCUUAUUCCAGGCUGCCUAGUUUUUAUCAAGUAAGCAAUGCUUUUAUAUCGCUAUUGAGUUGCUUCUAAUUAGGCAUUGUAAACUUGCCAUUUUUACAAAAAAUAUCAAAAUAAAAUAACUAUUAUAUGAGAUGUUGUACCUCUACCAAAAGGCUUGAACAUUUUUGACCAGCAGGCAAUCCUAGCCUUGCUUACUAACUGUUGUUGAAUUUUAAAAAUUUUCUUUAUUUUUUAAUCUGUCGCCACGUUAUUGCUUAUUCUGUUAUGUACUGAAUGUAAAUUUUAUCUUCCAAUUGUAAUUUUUUUAUUCAAUUCCUCAUGAGAAACACAGCGCUUCAUACAACUAUAAAUCAAACAUGAUUUGCUCAAUAUGAGCAAAUUACAUUUUCUUUUUCAUGGCUGAACUAGUUUGGAUAAAAAUAAUUAGCGUUGGUACUUCUAUACUUUGAAAAAUCUUUAUUUCUGUAUUUAUUUUUACAGCCUUAUCUGUAUAUUGUCCCUAUUAUUAUUGCUCAAUAAUUUUCUAAACAUGUAACAAAUGCUUCCCAAGAUAAGAAAUAUCGCAUCUGUCUUGAUAGUGAUAUAUGAUAGUCUUACAUUUUUAUUAAAAUACAGGAUUCAAAAAUGAUCAAACCCUCUAUUGCGUGACUGAAUCUGUCAAUUCUGUUUCGUAUAUAGAGUUGGGACUUCAAUUCUACUGUUUUCUUAAAUCUCCACUGAGCACAAAGGAUGAAGUGGCAUUUUUCAUGUUUAAUCAAAUCUUCAUGCUUCAUUAAUAUUUUUAUGUUGUUGAAAAUUGGAUAAUAAAAUCAAGUAUUGUAA
Molecule: messenger RNA, 8066 nt
Organism: Styela clava
Lineage: Eukaryota; Metazoa; Chordata; Ascidiacea; Stolidobranchia; Styelidae
Source: RefSeq, a predicted model, not a curated record